Cyanidioschyzon merolae strain 10D is the source of this 1941-nucleotide messenger RNA. RefSeq names its product similar to KRR1-interacting protein. The record is from RefSeq and is a predicted model, not a curated record. Gene Ontology annotation, cellular component: 90S preribosome; nucleolus. Lineage: Eukaryota; Rhodophyta; Bangiophyceae; Cyanidiales; Cyanidiaceae. The transcript has a single exon. Bases 1 to 1941 code for a protein of 646 amino acids. Gene Ontology annotation, biological process: endonucleolytic cleavage in ITS1 to separate SSU-rRNA from 5.8S rRNA and LSU-rRNA from tricistronic rRNA transcript (SSU-rRNA, 5.8S rRNA, LSU-rRNA).
AUGGAGCUGCAGAUAAAUCAAAAGUUUGCGCGAGAGUACGACAAGCGUAAACGGCGAGAGGAGCUUAGCAACCUUCGAGAAGUCGAACGACAGCUGAACGAACGAAGAGACGUUGACCAGCGGCCAGCACGAGCACGCAACCAGGCACCUUCUCCAUCGGGUGCCAGCUCCUUGCAUUCCUCAUCCAGUGAUGCCGAUGAAAGCACCGAGGAGGAUGACCUGGGCCUGCUGCUCACCAAACGACUGGACGCGCAGUGGGCGCAGACGCUCGAGCUAAUCAGAAGGCGCGAUGCCCGCAUCUACGAUCCAAAUUAUCGUUUCUAUGAUGACUCGGGCAGUAUUAGUGGUCGAUCUGAAUCUAGUCCAGGAACCACAACGAAUGACGAGGCAGAGCCGGUCGCUGGAUACGACCUUCUGGCGCUAAAAGCGGAAAAGGAGAAGGCCGUGUGUCUAGAUCAGUACUGGCGUGAGGGGCUUCUGCGGGAGGCAGAGGCGGAUUCCUCCUCGUCCAUGUCAUCGUCGCAGCUGUCGUCGAAUUCCUCGCAAGUUGGCCAGAGAGACCGAACUGUAACCCCGGACAUGGAGACUGUGGAACGCCGUCCUCGCAUACCGGUCUACGAUGAGCAGCAGGAGGCUCUUCGACUGGAAUUCUUGGAGCGGGCUGCAAGAGAAACCAUGAAGCCGGAUGGUGUAGCGAAUUAUCAUGAGCGCUCUGUCAGCGAAGAAUUGAAUGAAGAGAGCAGUGAAGACUUUUUCAUAGUGAAACAAACCGACCGUCGGUUGGAGGAAAUCCUACAGACCCAUGUCUCUGGUGUGUCUGCACUGGCACCGGGAACCACCACUGACGCUCGGCGUGUGGAUGCUACACCUCAGUCGGAUGAAGAACGACAGCAUGCGUACUUAGAGAAAGAGACCGUAGCCGAGAAGGAUGCCUUUCUGUACGACUAUGUCGUGAACAAUCGAUGGCUCGGGCCUGCUCAUGAUCUGCUGCAGCGCGUUGCAUCUGUCGAAAAUCUCCGCAAUCCACAAACGUCUGACACUCUAGAAGAGGACGAGCAGUUCCUCGAAAGGCAGGAUCAGUUCGAGCAAGCACACAAUUUCCGUUUCGAGGAGCCGCAUGGGGAUCUCAUUCCCUCGCACCCGCGUCGAAUUGAGGGCUCACUGCGCAAGCCAUCGGCAAAGCAAGAAGCGCGGAGACGACAGCGUGAGGCCAAGGCGGCGCGUGAAGACCUCAUGAAGCGCAAACAGCUGGAGACGCUUCGUCGCUUGCGAAAUGUGCAUUUAGCGGAACGCACAGAGCGCUUACAACGCAUUGCUCGCGCUGCUGGUCUGGAGCAGUCGGCAAAGGCAGCGUCAUCCGGCGGACGAGCCUCCUCCGAAAUGGAGCUUGUGGAGCGGGUUCUAGCGCUUGCGGAGAGCGACCAUGAUUUCGACGCCACCAAGUUUGAUACUGCAAUGCGCGACCUCUUCGAACGAGAGGCAUACCAGAGCGCUCCAGAUGAGGGCUGGCAACCGGACGCCGACUUCGGCAUCGGAAAGAGCGCUUCUGGACCCGCUGACAGCUCUGCAGCGCGUAGCGAUCGGGUCACGGGUUCGCAUCGAAUGAACGGUCACCCAAGCGAGAUUGCUACCCCGUUCGAUAACGACAGUGACGUCGACCAGUUUAACCGCGAGGACUUGCUGGCAAAUACUCGUUUCCGGUACCGACGAGUGGAACCGCGCUCAUUCGGUGUCUCACCAGAGGAGAUGCUUGACAUGGACGAACGCGAACUGAACGCCUACGCUUCGAUCAAGUACAUUCAGCCAUUCCGGCCUAUUGAGACGCUGCCCAAACGGCUGCGCAAACUCCACCGAGGCAAUACAAGCAUGCAGCGUUAUCGGCUGCGGCAAGUCCAGCAGCGCGGACGCUUCCGCAAAACUGCCGAUCGAGCGAUGCGAUGA